CAACGCGUCUUAAGGUGCAAGCAAGAAAUUUCUCUUCCCCAGAUAGUCCUCCUCCCUUUCAUUAAACCCUUUAAUACGCAUCCAUUCUCUCUUUUCCAUCGCUACGAUUACACCAUGGCCAGAAUCGCUUCUUCUGUUACCGUUUUCCUCUCCCUCCUCUUCCUUUUCACCUUCUCAUACGCCCGUGAUAUCCAACAUACCUUAGCCGAAUCCAAAUCCGAGACCGAAUCUGAAUCCGGAUCCGCAGCAGAUAUCCAUCCCGAACCCGAAACCACUCGCUGGAACUCCAAACCCCAGCAACACGACACCGUUUCAGUCAACCUCGACUCACUCGAUUCCGUUCCGUUGACUUUCCUAAGUUUCCGUCCGAUCAACCGUCACGGCCAUCCGCGUCGUCCGUUACCCUUAUCCAUCCGCCACGCCUUCCGCCGCUGCCGCCACGGACACCACCGCCGCGAGAUCCCGUACGGAAACGACGCGAUCGUGCUCAGCAACGCCGCCAACGGUGACCACCGCGACGGAUUCAAUCCUGCGAACCUCAACGGCGACGUUGGCCGGAUCACGACGCGUUGGAUGGGGUUUCCCCAUGCCGAGAAGAGGUUCCUGAAGAAGAUGGAUCUCCACAAUCACCAUCAUCAUAUCCAUAGCCAUCAUCAUCAUCGCGAUGAAGAGCAUAGGGAGGGUUGGUUCACGAAGACGAUUCACAAGUUCAUGGACUUGUUCUGAUUUUGAUGCAACUGAAUCAAUGAUAUAGUGAUGCCUAUAUAUAUUAUAUAUAUGAAGGGUUUGGGUAUGAUUGUAAAUAAGUUUGCAUCUGUUUCAGAGAUGUUGAAAGCAUUUAUGUAUGUGUAGUUUGAUAUACUAUGAUGCACUACUACUAAGUUUUUAUGUUAUUUAUGGGUUGUUAGGGAUAUUUAUUAGAAUAAUAUACUUUGUAUUGCCACUACCAACUCCUGUACUGAGAUAUAUGAUGAAUGGAAAUGUUGUUAUUUGCUCUUCA
This is a messenger RNA of Gastrolobium bilobum, 1000 nucleotides long. RefSeq lists its product as uncharacterized. The transcript has a single exon. The record is from RefSeq and is a predicted model, not a curated record. Lineage: Eukaryota; Viridiplantae; Streptophyta; Magnoliopsida; Fabales; Fabaceae. Bases 115 to 726 code for a protein of 203 amino acids.